AUGUCGAAAUCAGCUGUUGCUAUACUUACGAAAAUUUCUCUUAUAACUUCUUUUUCUACUUGUUGCUUGUUAGAGCUGAAUACGAAGAAUGAAUUGAAGGCUCGAAUGCGAAUGCCUUUUAUACAGAAAAACAUUUUGUUAUCAGCAGUUGGAGACGAGAAGAAACGAGAAGAACACAGAUAG
Clunio marinus is the source of this 183-nucleotide messenger RNA. Lineage: Eukaryota; Metazoa; Arthropoda; Insecta; Diptera; Chironomidae. The record is from the annotation of a GenBank genome assembly.